Molecule: messenger RNA, 894 nt
Organism: Acanthosepion pharaonis
Lineage: Eukaryota; Metazoa; Mollusca; Cephalopoda; Sepiida; Sepiidae
Source: the annotation of a GenBank genome assembly
AUGAAUGUGCCCAAUUUUACUACCAUGGAAAACUUUUUCCCACCGAUUUCUCAAUCCUUUGACAGUAAUGUGAUUCCAAGAGUUACUACACAAACGCCAGGUACUCAAAGUGAUGCCAUUCCUGCAGUUCCUGGUAUUUUCGUUGUUGUGUCUUCAUCUUCAAUACAAAGGCCACCAUGCAAUGAAGAGUUUGAACCCAUAAAAAAUCCCUUUGGAUUUGACAACGUGAAAAACUCCAGUCUUUCUGAAGCCAAUUUUCGAAAGAAAGCAAAACAAAAAGCAGCAAGUUUCACAGAUGAACAACUUUUAGAGUUUGAGAACAAUGAAUCUUGCCUGCAUAAAGCUGUUAGAACAAAGGAUAAUGAAUAUGUAUUUGCUUUGUUAAAAAGGCUUAGCAACUUCAAUUCAGACAAUCUUGACAUUAUAAAUGCAAAAAAUGAAAAAUCCCAGACUGCUCUCCACCUGGCUGUGCAAGAGAACAUACCUGCUAUAGUUCACCAGUUAAUUAAACAUGGUGCUGAAGUGAACCAUUUGGCAAUGACUCCUUCUCAGAAACUGGAGGCACCUCUCCAUUAUGCUGCAUCACGAGGGUUCAAGUUGGUCUUGAAGUGCCUUUUGGAAGCAAAUGAUUUGGAUAUCAAUAUAAAGAAUUCAGAAGGUCAAACAGCUUUGCACUGUGCAGCUCUGGCACACGGAACUGGAACUUCUAGUUUGGAUCAAUCAAUUCACAAUGAAUACAUCAUUAAAAAAUUAUUGGCAUGUGGCGCACAUCCAUUUAUACAGGAUAACAGUGGUAAGAAUGUGCUUAUGUAUGUUAUAGAAUCAAAAGACGUCAAUUUGCAACUGAAAUUGACACUUCAAGCCAAAUCUGAACCCCUAGAAGUGACCCUCUGA